GUCGGUUUGCAUUUCUAUGCUUUCGACUGUCAGCCUCGAGCGACCAAAGCAUACGAAUCCUUCGAGGAGAGGGUCAGGCAGAUUGGCACUCUCAUGGAGAAGUAUGCUUUUCUGAAGGGUGCUAUCAUCAACGAGGUCGGUAUGCUGAACUGUGGUGGUCCAACAGCAGACGAUCCGAUUUGUGUGCCAGACUCCGGCAAGUUCCCCGCAAAGGACGUGCCAGACUUUGGUUGCCCAUCAAACGAAGAUUUGCCAGAUGGAUCGGCUACCUUCAUUUCGGAGAUUGUGGAGUUGUCUGCCAGCGUCACUACUUCAGAUGGAAGACCAGUCGUGAAGAGCUUCUCAUGGUUUAACAUUGAUCGCCAAGGAGGCACCUACAACCUGCGGCUGUUCAAUGAUGACGGCUCCAUCAACAAAGUAGGUGACGCGUAUAUGCGUUCCUGUGAAAAAUGGGGUGAGAUGCUGCUGUAAGACGCUGCUGCGCUCUCCUGAGCUUUCCUUCUUCAGCCAGAGCUGCGACCAAAUCUGUGGAGUGGCCGAAGAGAGGGGCUGUUUUUUUCACCUUGAAUUCAGAGAGCUGAAAAUAAGCUGAAUUUGUUCUAGAGAGCUCCUGUGGGCUCGAGUCAUGAAAAGUCUACCUUCAAGUGGAGCUUCUGGAGAUCCAGAAGCCGCAGCCACAUGAGCCUGCAGUUUCUUGGUGCAAACGUUGCGAAAGCCAACGGCUGAACCAAAGUUUCUCAGCUUACAAUGCUGAUGCUGCUGGUGAAGUGCUGUGCAGCUUACACUUCAGCCAAGGGCAAUGGUAGAAUCCACAUUGGCUGAUGAGUACAGAGAUGUACAGAGGCCUCGGCUCAAGAAGAGCCACCUGAACCGUCCUGAAUCACUGAGUCACAAUGAGUCACAUUCCUAAUGUCGAGCCAUGUGGAACCAUGUGGAACCAUCAUGUGAGAC
This is a messenger RNA of Cladocopium goreaui, 951 nucleotides long. NCBI's taxonomy places the organism in Eukaryota, Dinophyceae, Suessiales, Symbiodiniaceae. The record is from the annotation of a GenBank genome assembly.